AUGGAGGACAAUCACGAGGACUUGCAAGGGCGAAGCAAGGCUGUACUGGCCGUCAGCAUUGUCAUGGUGGCGCUUGCCAGCAUCUUUGUCUUCCUUCGCCUCAUCUCACGGGCAGCCAUCGUAAAGAGAAUAUCCGUCGACGACUACUUCAUCCUGUUGGCAUGGACUCUGGCCUUCGGUCUUACCUUCACCAUCUGCUACAGCGCCCAUUGGGGACUUGGUCGACAUGAGUCAGAUGUGCCGCUCGCCUGGCAGCUUACGACGCGCAAGGCGAACUAUGCCUUCGAGGUACUAUAUCAGCCUGCGCUCAUGGCACUCAAGACGUCGAUUCUUAGCUUCUAUCUAAGCUUUUCAAAAACGCACUCGAUCUUCAAGUGGGCCUGUAUCGCCACGCUGUUCGCGGUUAACGCUGGAGGCUUGGCCCUCACUCUGCUCACGGUCUUCCAAUGUCGGCCAGUCGGUGCUGUCUUUCGAACCAUGAUAUCGGACAGUGCGACGUGUACCAAUAUUGUCACGAUCUACCUUUCUUCAGCGCCGCUUAAUCUGAUCACGGACUUUGCGUUGUUGUUCUUGCCCCUGCCGAUCCUGACCAAGAUGCGCCUGCCAAAGAAACAGAAGGUCAUCCUUAUCGUCACUUUCAGCUUUGGCAUUUUCGUCACUGCCGUCGAUGUUGUUCGCAUUGCCUACUUGCAAUCCGCAGCUAUGGACCGGCUGGCGAACAUCCAAGACCAAAGCGACUCCGGCGACAGCUAUGAAGACCCCAACCAGACCGACUUCAGCUACUACGCCUCGCUUAGCUUCAUGUGGAGUGUUAUAGAAGUCACAGUUGGCAUCAUGGUGGCGUGUGUGCCUGGCCUGAAACCGCUUAUCUCUCGCUUUCUUCCGCACAUGCUACGGGACCCGGAAGAUGCUCCAUCGAGAGCAGGCACGGUGUCCUCCGCGAACGGUACGGCAGACAUGGCAAUAGUGCAUCGCAUACCUUCUAUGCCCGACGAUGUGUACCAAAGAGACUUUGGCAGUCAAUCCUAUGCACCUGACGAAGGACCUAUGGGCAUGAUAGACUUCCUCACCACUCCCGACAUGAAUGAGCUGCCUUCGCAUCUCCAACGGACACAGACAGCUCAGACAAACACCAGUCGCAAUACCAGACCUGGCACACCUACUGUUUUCGACUUCGUGAAUAUGAGUGGCCAGAAGUCGAUGGUCCAAUUGACCAACCGGGAGAGCCUGUUUCCAAUUGCCGCCGUCACCGUCAUGUUCUUCAUCUGGGGGUUCGAGUAUGGCCUACUCGAUGUGCUCAAUCAGCAGUUCCAGCGUGUUGCGCAUAUGACUCCCAGUCAGAGCACUGCGAUUCACAGCGCCUACUAUGCAGCAUACUUCGUGGGACCGUUGACCGUCGGACGGCUUGUGCUGAAAUACUGGGGCUUCAAGGCGUGCUACAGCGUUGGCCUGGGCAUCUUCGCCUGCGGCACGCUCAUCUACUGGCCAGCCGCGGUGCUUACGUCCUUCCCCGCCUUCUUGCUGUCAAACUUCAUCGUUGCUUUCGGGUUGUCCAUACUCGAAGUGUCGGCCAACCCUUUUACUGCCCUUUGUGGGCCGUCGGCGUACGCCGAGAUUCGUCUGAAUCUGAGCCAAGGAGUCCAAGCAAUCGGCAGCGUUGUUGCGCCAUUGAUCGCCAAUAAAGCUUUCUUUCAAAAGUCGUUCGAUGCAUCUUCACUUGUCAAUACCCAGUGGGCGUACCUGGGCAUUGCGCUUGCCACUAUACUCUUAGCUGUAGGCUAUCAUUACAUCCCGUUGCCAGAGGCCACAGACACGGAGCUUGAAGACACUGCGGAGCGAAUGGAUGGCGCAUACAGAGCCAAAGUCGGUACGGUCAACAUCGUCUACAUUACACUGGCCUUCGGCGUCUUCAGCCAGUUCUGCUAUGUAGGUGGUCAAGAGGUUAACGCCACAAGCUUCGACGCUUACAUGGUUGCCGCAAACCCUACGUACAACGUUGCCAACUAUACGGCAGUAGCGCACACGGCUUUCGCAGUCUCUCGCUUUGUAGCUGCCGGUCUUGGCUUUUGGGUCAAGCCUCGUCUCUUACUGCUGGCAUGCUUUGUUGGCGUCAUUGUUUUCGACGUGUUAGCGAUGAACUUCAGUGGCAACACUGGUACGGCAAUGAUCAUUAUGGCCUUCUUCUUCGAAGGUCCAAUCUUCUCCCUCAUCUUCGCCCAGUGCCUCCGCGGCAUGGGCCGGCACACCAAGCUUGCGAGCGUUUUCAUCACCUCGGCCAUCAGCGGUGGCGCAGUCUUCGCACCAAUCUCGAACCAUUUAGCUUACAACAAUCGCGGCGCUAUGUACAGCCUUGUGAUCGCUGUCGCAGCCUUUGCGGGUGCGAGCACAUUCGCAGUUGGCCUGAAUGGCAAUGCGAAGGCGAGAGCGCAGGUCGAUUCCAUCAAGGAUGUCACUUCCUCUCAACCCAGUCGACCAGGGUCGACCAGCAGCCGUGCAAGUCGAGCAUUGAGCUUCUUCAGCAUGGGUAAGAAAGUUAGCAAGGAAACAGCGACGACGGAAUGGCAAGAACGCAAGCAGGAAAGCAUUUCAAUAUCAUGA
Molecule: messenger RNA, 2598 nt
Organism: Baudoinia panamericana UAMH 10762
Lineage: Eukaryota; Fungi; Ascomycota; Dothideomycetes; Mycosphaerellales; Teratosphaeriaceae
Exons: 1
Coding region: 1-2598 (865 amino acids)
Biological process (GO): transmembrane transport
Molecular function (GO): transmembrane transporter activity
Source: RefSeq, a predicted model, not a curated record